This is a messenger RNA of Cladocopium goreaui, 2169 nucleotides long. The record is from the annotation of a GenBank genome assembly. NCBI's taxonomy places the organism in Eukaryota, Dinophyceae, Suessiales, Symbiodiniaceae.
AGGCGCCAAAGAGGAGUGCAGAGAUCGAGAUCAAGCCUAUGAGCCCAGCAGUUGAAGUGCAGCCAGAUGAAGGACCGUCAGACUUCUGCAAACAGAAGGUCAUGAACGAUACCGAAUCUUUGCUUGGAGACCUUGAUGCUCUAUUCUUCAACAGCUGGGCCCGUCCUGGUGACGAUCUGCAACCUGAAAUCAUGCUGAUAUGUCAAAAGUGGAAACAAAAGCAGUUGCAGCAAGCUUCCAGCGAGAACAGUGCAGAGACAGUGGGCAUGAUGGACGCGUGGAUCGAAAAAGUCUUGGAAGAGCUCCAGAGGGUUCUUUGCGAAGAAGCCUCAACUGUCCAUGGCCGUGUGUCCGGCGAAACCAAUAUUUGGAUGCUGCAACCAAAGAUUUUGGAGAGCUGGCAAAGACUUUGUGGUGAUUCGACUCCAGUGCUGAAAGCUACAGUCACUACAACUGAGGCGCCAAAGAGGAGUGCAGAGAUCGAGAAAGAGCCUAUGAGCCCGGCAGUUGAAGUGAAGCCAGAUGAAGGACCGUCAGACUUCUGCAAACAGAAGGUCAUGAACGAUACCGAAUCUUUGCUUGGAGACCUUGAUGCUCUAUUCUUCAACAGCUGGGCCCGUCCUGGUGACGAUCUGCAACCUGAAAUCAUGCUGAUAUGUCAAAAGUGGAAACAAAAGCAGUUGCAGCAAGCUUCCAGCGAGAACAGUGCAGAGACAGUGGGCAUGAUGGACGCGUGGAUCGAAAAAGUCUUGGAAGAGCUCCAGAGGGUUCUUUGCGAAGAAGCCUCAACUGUCCAUGGCCGUGUGUCCGGCGAAACCAAUAUUUGGAUGCUGCAACCAAAGAUUUUGGAGAGCUGGCAAAGACUUUGUGGUGAUUCGACUCCAGUGCUGAAAGCUACAGUCACUACAACUGAGGCGCCAAAGAGGAGUGCAGAGAUCGAGAAAGAGCCUAUGAGCCCGGCAGUUGAAGUGAAGCCAGAUGAAGGACCGUCAGACUUCUGCAAACAGAAGGUCAUGAACGAUACCGAAUCUUUGCUUGGAGACCUUGAUGCUCUAUUCUUCAACAGCUGGGCCCGUCCUGGUGACGAUCUGCAACCUGAAAUCAUGCUGAUAUGUCAAAAGUGGAAACAAAAGCAGUUGCAGCAAGCUUCCAGCGAGAACAGUGCAGAGACAGUGAGCAUGAUGGACGCAUGGAUCGAAAAAGUCUUGGAAGAGCUCCAGAGGGUUCUUUGCGAAGAAGCCUCAACUGUCCAUGGCCGUGUGUCCGGCGAAACCAAUAUUUGGAUGCUGCAACCAAAGAUUUUGGAGAGCUGGCAAAGACUUUGUGGUGAUUCGACUCCAGUGCUGAAAGCUACAGUCACUACAACUGAGGCGCCAAAGAGGAGUGCAGAGAUCGAGAUAAAGCCUAUGAGCCCAGCAGUUGAAGUGAAGCCAGAUCAAGGACCGUCAGACUUCUGCAAACAGAAGGUCUUUCGCGGAAUUCCGAGGCUUCUUGGAGAUCUAGAGGGGCUUUUUGCAGACAGCUGGGCUCGUCCUGGGGUGGAUUUGCAACCUGAAAUGACGGAGCUUUGCCAGACAUGGAAGAGCAAGCAGCUCCAACAACUGACGCAAGUGGAAGCCUCUGAGACUUUGCCGUGGAUCCAAACGUUGUUGGAUCAAGUGGAGAAGGUGCUUCAUCAAGAAGCCGUAACUGCAGAUGGCCGGUUGUUGGGCACUGAUUUUACCAGGUGCCAGCAACAGAUCGUUGAAUCUUGGGAGAAGGACAACCCGACUGCUUUGCUUCGGGACGUAAAAACAUCCAACCGUGCAAAGUCUUCACAGGCUGCAAACUCUGGGGCGAAAGCGACGAAGAUGAGCGAUGCUAAGCAAAGGUCAUCUGCCGUGCACGAGACCCAGCGGCCCCAGCGAUCCCAGAGACCUGGGGAGUUUCUCCGGGUGAAAAAGCGACAAGCCCUGCCCCAGGCAGGAAGCAUCCUCAUGAAGGAAUCCCGAGAUCAAGCCCAUCCGUGACCAGGUGCCGCUCAAAAGAUGUCGGACGACCGUCGGAUGGCGCUGGGCCAAGGGCCUAAGCCCCUGCGCGUUUGCGCCGAAGGACACAUUUUUCGGUGCACCUGGCGACAGAUGGAGAAAUGAGUCGUUGCGAGUCGCUAGUGCCGGUGGUGUCAAUGUG